AUGGACACCACGAUAGCACAGCAGCAGUCCUUUGACCGCCUUCAAUUUCCCCAGACCGGCCUUGAUAUGAGCCCGCAACAGGUGUCGCCACUUUCAUACUACGACCCUCAGGCCGACUUCAGCGCCGACUCAGCGCCCUCACGAGGCUCUCCCAUCUCUCCCAUCUUUGGCAACGCUUUUCAGCUGCCCAUCGACCCUGACUGGCCCGCCUACCUCGACAAGAGCGGCAUGUCUCCCGAUCUCGACAUGUACUACGGCGAGUCCUUCGGCGGUCCUUUGGCCUUCGUCGACGCGCAGGCGCAGAACUCCACACUCAGCCCAGCCGCCAACCCCUUGGAUCUCAUGUCCGAAAGUGUGGCGUUUGGCGGUGAUCUCAACGAUGUCCAACCCCUCUUCCAGUCGGCUCCCGCACCAACAACACUGUCUAUCGCCAACCCGCCAGCGGCCGCCACGGCCCGGAUGGCGCGGAUGACGCAAUCUCGGUCCCAGUCUCAGUCCUCGACCACACCAACGGCACCCGCGGCACAGGUCCAGACCCGCAGUCAGCAGCGCGCCGCCCAACGCGCGCCCGCCCGCCGCCCCGCCGAUCUCAAGCGCAAAUCGUCGACCUGCGACGACUCGGCCUCGUCCCGCUCGACCUCGCCGGAGCCCCCGGCACGCCGCACCAAGCACGCCGGCGCCGGCGCCGCCGACCCGAGCAAGAACCCGCACAACCUCAUCGAGAAGCGCUACCGCGUCAACAUCAACGAGAAGAUCCUCGCCCUGCGCGACGCCGUGCCCGCCCUGCGCUGCGCCAUGCAGCUCCAGCAGCCCGGGGCCGAGGCCGCCGACAACGACGACGACGCCGCCGUCGCCGAGGAGCUCGGCGGUCUCAUGCCCGCGCGCAAGCUCAACAAGGCCACCAUCCUCAGCAAGGCUACCGAGUACAUCAGCCACCUGGAGAAGAAGAACGAGCGCCUGGCGCGGGAGAAUGAGGAGCUCGAGAAGAGGCUCUCUGAGGCGCAGAGGUGGCAGAGGGCGCAGGCGGAGGCCGCGGGGUACUGGGUUUAG
Verticillium nonalfalfae is the source of this 1050-nucleotide messenger RNA. RefSeq lists its product as uncharacterized. The record is from RefSeq and is a predicted model, not a curated record. The coding region runs from base 1 to 1050 and encodes 349 amino acids. Lineage: Eukaryota; Fungi; Ascomycota; Sordariomycetes; Glomerellales; Plectosphaerellaceae. Gene Ontology annotation, molecular function: protein dimerization activity. The transcript has 2 exons.